UAUAGAACAAUUGUCAUGCCAAUAGCCAAAGAUUUUGAUCCUGAUAUUGUACUUGUGGCAUCGGGGUUUGAUGCUGCUUAUGGACAUCCUGCACCUCUUGGUGGUUAUAAUAUCACAGCUGCUUGUUUUGGAAAUAUGACUAAGCAGUUAAUGCAGCUAGCAAAUGGAAAAGUUGUGUUAGCACUUGAGGGAGGUUAUGACUUACCAGCUAUAUGUGAUUGUUCACAUGAAUGCACUGCUGCUUUAUUAGGUGAUGAUUGUUCACCAAUGAAAGAGGAAGAAAUAUCUCGUAGACCUUGCCAAGCAGCUGUCGAUGUAUUGCAACGUUGCAUUGCAAUUCAAGGUAAUAUCACAAACAGAGUUUUANCGCUCUACU
Messenger RNA from Centruroides sculpturatus (bark scorpion), 376 nucleotides. Its product is annotated as histone deacetylase 7-like. NCBI's taxonomy places the organism in Eukaryota, Metazoa, Arthropoda, Arachnida, Scorpiones, Buthidae. Gene Ontology annotation, molecular function: histone deacetylase activity. The transcript has 3 exons. The annotation marks the transcript as partial. Gene Ontology annotation, biological process: chromatin organization. The record is from RefSeq and is a predicted model, not a curated record. Gene Ontology annotation, cellular component: histone deacetylase complex.